Molecule: messenger RNA, 5727 nt
Organism: Closterium sp. NIES-65
Lineage: Eukaryota; Viridiplantae; Streptophyta; Zygnematophyceae; Desmidiales; Closteriaceae
Source: the annotation of a GenBank genome assembly
AUGGAGGACGACGGAGAUUGGACGGUCGAGGAAAACACGGCAGUCGAGCCGCCAGUGGCAGAAAACGACGAGCUUUUCCGCGAGGCGUGCGCUUUCGAAGGCGCCGCGGUCGUCGCGCUAGUGGAAAACACAUUCAACGGCGCGAAUGACGGCGCGGAUGGCGGAGGGGGGCAGGUCGGCGCAAAGACGAUGGAGAUUAUGCUUGACGACGGUGUGCUACUAACGGUGGAGCUGGAUUCCGGGGAGAAGCGUCUUAACGAGCUAGGGUACAAACAAGACCUUCAGCGCGAUCUGAACGCCUUCGAGCUGUUCGCCGUGUCGCUAACAGGGGUGGGGGUCUUCCUCGGAGUUAUCCCGUACUACGAUUACGCCUUCGCGAGUGGCGGUCCAGUAGUGGCGCUCUGGUUCUGGUGGAUGUCUGCUUUCUUCGCCCACCCACUGCAUCGACCUCUCCCAAACCUGCCUUCCAUGGCAACCUCUCCUCCUCCUCUCCCCCCACUGUCCCACCAGUUACGCCUUUGCGAGUGGAGGCCCGCCCCCCCUCCCUUUUCCUUCUUCCUCCCCCUUUCUAUUCCCUCAUCAAGUGUUCAUCCCCCUCUGCCCCCUACCCCCUCUGCUCCUCUCGACCUCUCCUCUCUCACGUUUUCUUCUCUGCCUCCCUCUCUCCUUUUGAGGCGCCUCAAAAGUGCUUCCCUCUCUCCUUUUGAGGCGCCUCAAAAGUGCUUCCCUCUCUCCUUCCUCUCUUACUCGCAUCGUUACUCCCGGCUGGCUGGAGUUUCUCGGGGCGUCCAUCGGCUCGGUUGGGAGGGAGGGGGUGUCGCUGGGAGGGAAGGGACCCUCAAAGGUCGCCUCUUGUGCGGCCUUUCUCCUCUGCCCUCGUGCUCUUACCCGUUGCAGGGCUGGUUGGAGUUUCUCGGAGCGUCCAUCGGCUCAGGGGGGGUGGCUCUGGGAGGGGUGCUGCUCCUGAGCGACCUCGUUCUGCUCGCCACAGGUGGGGUCAAUGAUGGGGUUGCUCGAUGCCAGAACCUGCGCAGUUCGUGUGCUGUGGCUCCAGCAAGGGGGGAAUACACGAUGCCAGAGCCGGUGCAGUUCGCGUGCUGCGUGUUCAUCGUGCUAGUGUGUGCUGUGCGCUCACAUGAACCUGUACGGCUGUGCUCUGCCCCUCCCAUCCCCACCAUGCCCGUGCUACUGCAGGUGGCGCCAACGGUGGCGGGUGGCGCCAACGGUGGCGGGUACACGAUGCCAGAGCCGGUGCAGUUCGCCUGCUGUGUGUUCAUUGUGUUAGUCUGUGCUCUCAUCAACCUGCUUCCCAUCAAGAUGGUUGGCAGAGUGCUGCUGGUCGGCAUGAUCAUCCAGGUGCAAGCAGCUGUGAGCACCAUAAUCACUCUCCCUCUCGUCGCAUCUACGUUGCAACCAGCCUCGUGGCUCGUCUGCUUACCUUCCUCGUGCCUCGUGGCUCGUCUGCUUACCUUCCUCGUGCCUCGUGCCUCGUCUGCUUACCUUCCUCGUGCCUCGUGGCUCGUCUGCUUACCUUCCUCAUGCCUCGUGGCUCGUCUGCUUACCUUCCUCGUGCCUCGUCUGCUUACCUUCCUCAUGCUUCGUGGCUCGUCUGCUUACCUUCCUCGUGCCUCGUGGCUCGUCUGCUUACCUUCCUCGUGCCUCGUCUGCUUACCUUCCUCGUGCCUCGUGCCUCGUCUGCUUACCGUCCUCGUGCCUCGUGCCUCGUCUGCUUACCGUCCUCGUGCCUCGUGCCUCGUCUGCUUACCUUCCUCGUGCCUCGUCUGCUUACCUUUUCCCCUUCACCUUCCUCCCUCCUCGUGGCUCUUUUGCAUCCCCUCGGGAUCUGUUCUCCUACCCCUCUCAUCCCCCCCCCCCCCAACAGGUGCUAGCGGGUGUGAUAACCAUAAUCACACUGCCUUUGAGUCGACUCAAAAGCAGACCCCUCUCAUCCCCCCCCCCCCAACAGGUGCUAGCGGGUGUGAUAACCAUAAUCACACUGCCUUUGAGUCGACUCAAAAGCAGACCCCUCUCAUCCCCCCCUGCAACAGCACUGGUGAGUCUCUUGAUGUCUCAAUAUACCCUCUAUUCCUUCCACACUGGAGCCCUGUUGCUCUUCUCCUCCUCAUCCUCUUUCCCUCCCUCCCUCCCUCCCUCCCUCCCUCCCUCCCUCCCUCCCUCCCUCCCUCCCUCCCGCCCUCCCUCCCAUGUGACAACCCCCAUAGCCACCUCAACCCCCGCUCUCCCCGUCUUCCUCCCUUUCUCCCCAGGGGCUAUGCCGUGCUAGUGGGUCUCCUGAUGUCCCAAUACGCCCUCUACUCCUUCGACACUGGAUGCCACGCAGCAGAGGAGGCCAAGCGGUCAGACGUCACAACCCCCAUCGCCAUGGUGGGAGCGCUGACACUCGUGUCGUUUCUCGAGUGGGCGGUGGUGGUGAUGCUCACGUUCUGCAUUCAGGACAACACUUCUUGUUCUCUCCUUGUCCCUCCUCCCUCUCCUCUCCCUCCCCAGGGCUAUGCGGUGCUAGUGGGACUCCUCAUGUCCCAGUACGCGCUCUACUCAUUCGACACCGGAGCACACGCAUCAGAGGAGGCCAAGCGGUCAGACGUGACAACCCCCAUCGCCAUGGUGGGAGCGCUGACACUCGUGUCAUUCCUCGAGUGGGCCGUGGUGGUGGUGCUCACCUUCUGCAUUCAGGACGAAGCUAGUCUGCUGGAUGACAAGAACGCUGCGGGAGGGAAACCGGUGAUUCAGAUCCUCUGGACCAUCUUCACCGGGAGCCCUCAUCUGCCUCUCUUCUUCUGCACCAUCACUCUCGUCGUUGCCGCCUGCCAUGUGGCACGUUGCCAUAACACCAUACGCCAUCACUCUCUUUUCACCUCCUUGUUGCAACACCAUGCUGUGCGGUCCUCAUCUACCUCUCCUCCUCUUCUCUUCUUCUGCACCAUCACUCUCAUCUUUGCUGCGGCGCAUGUGGGCUAUGCGCUAGCGCGCGACAAAGGUCUACCUUUCUCCUUCCUGUGGCGGCGCAUCAACAAGCGCAAGGUGCCUGUGAACGCGCUCAUGUGCACCGUCGGCAUCGCCAUCGUGGCGCUGCUGCCGCUGCUGGGCGGCAGCACUGCAUACUUUGCCGUCACCGGCAUGGCCACGGUGGGGUGGUUCGGCGCAUACGGCGUGCCGAUCCUCUUCCGGAUCCUUCAGGACGACGGGGACUUUGUUCCUGGGCCGUUUUACCUGAGGAACUACUUUGGCAAGAUCGGAAGGGCAUGGGCAUGGGCAUGGGCAGGGCAUGGGCAGGGCAUGGCCACGGUGGGGUGGUCCGGCGCGUAUGGCGUGCCCAUCCUCUUCCGGAUUCUCCAAGACGCCGAGGAUUUUUCCCCGGGGCUGUUUUACCUGUGGAAUUGCUUUGGGUUGGAAAGAUCGUGUGUUGGUGGUGGUGCUGCUGCUCGGCUAUCCUGCAGUCUGCCUAGGAGACUCGAUUCUCUUCUAGGAUCACGCGCGACGCAUCCUGGUUCGCAGGCAGCGAUCAUGGCGUCGCUGGCAGCUGGGUUGCUGCGGCUCGUGCCGGUGGUGGGACCGCCAGCGGCCGCGUUGCUCAUUGUUCUGGUAGACAACGCCGGUGCCGUAUGCCUCGCGCUGGUCGCGAUCUUCGUGUAUCAAUACAUCAACGCGAGCUUUUUCGACCCCGAGGAUCGAAUCUACGGGGUGCGUGCUGACGUGGACGGCCCAGGAAUCACGUACCGCCACAGCCGCUUCCAGGGCCUCCUCGAGACGCCUUUCGCGGGCGCGAACACCAUCCCGGACCUCUUCAACAUGUCCGUUAAGAAAUUCCGCAACCGCCGUCUGCUCGGCACGCGGAGAUUAAUCUCCCGCGAGUUCGAAUUAGACGCGAAGUUAGACAAGCAGGUGGAAAGAGUAACUCUCGGGGAGUACGAGUGGGAGACGUACGAGCGCGUGCAUGAGCGCGUAGUGGCGUUCGGCGCGGGGCUGAUGGGGAGCGGGCAUGGGCGCGGGGAGAAGCUGGCCAUGUUCGCGGAGACGCGCGCGGACUGGUUUAUCGCGAUGCAGGGCGCGUUUCAGCACGGGCUUGUCGUGGUGACGGUGUACGCGUCUCUAGGGACGGACGCGCUGGUUCAUUCGCUUAACGAGACCGAAGUGGCAACAGUGGUGUGUGAUAGGAAGCAGUUUGACAAGCUCGCAGAGGUACACUCCCGCCUCGCUACAGUGAAGCGCGUUAUAGUCAUGGCGGAGCAGAAGGCUGAUAACGAGACUGUCAGUAACGAGGAUCCGUUUCCCAGCACCAUAGGGAGUAUCACAGUGAUUCCCUAUGCUGACGUGGAGGCUAAAGGGGUGGAGAGUCCAGUGGAGCCGAAUCUGCCGCAGUCGUCUGACCUGGCAUUCAUCAUGUACACGUCAGGAUCCACUGGAGUUCCCAAGGGUGUGAUGAUGACACAUGGCAACCUGGUGGCAGUCUUUGCAGCAGUCAUGGCGCUCGUGCCCGAUGCAGAUGAGAACGAUGUGUACAUCGCCUACCUGCCGCUCGCCCACUCCUUGGAGCUCACUGCCGAGACUGGCAUGGUAUCCAUAGGAGCAACCAUCGGGUAUGGCUCGCCUCUCACGGUCAUCGAUGGGGCAGGCAAGCUCAAACCCGGGGGACAGGGCGAUCUGUCUGCUCUACGCCCCACCCUCAUGGCUGCCGUGCCCGCCAUUCUGGAUAAGAUCCGCGACGGGGUCAGGAGGAAGAUGGCAACGCAGUCCCCCACGGUGCAGCAGCUGUUCGACCUCGCAUACAGCCGACGAUUGGCGGCGAUCAACGGCAGCUGGGCGGGCGCGUGGGGGCUGGAGAAGCAGCUGUGGGACGCGCUUGUCUUCAAGCGCAUCCGGGCAGCGGUGGGCGGCAGGCUGCGGUACAUGCUGUCGGGGGGAGCGCCCCUGUCGCCUGACACUCAGCGGUUCAUCAACGUGUGCUUUAACGUUCCCAUUGGCCAGGGCUAUGGCCUCACAGAAACAUGCUCUGGAGGAACCUUUGCAGAGUUUUCUGACACCUCUGUGGGGAGAGUUGGCCCACCUAUCCCCUGCUGCUACAUCCGGCUGGUGGACUGGCAUGAGGGCAACUACCGUGUGACAGACCAGCCAUUGCCGCGGGGGGAGAUCAUGAUCGGAGGGCCGUGUGUCACCCCCGGGUACUGGAAGAACCAGGAGGCCACAGAUGCCGUGUACUCAGUGGACAGCAAGGGCAUACGGUGGUUUGCAACGGGCGACAUAGGGGAGGUGCACCCGGACGGGGUGUUUCAGAUCAUCGACAGGAAGAAGGACAUUGUUAAGCUGCAGGCAGGGGAAUACGUGUCGCUGGGGAAGGUGGAGGCAGUGCUGCAAGUGAGCUCCUUUGUCGAGAACGUGAUGCUCUACGCCGACCCGUUCAAGACCUUCACCAUAGCGCUCGUGGUGCCGUCCAAGCCGGCCCUGGUUGCCUGGGCCAAGGCACAGGGUGUGGAUAGCUCUGACUAUGCUGCACUGUGUGCGAAUCCCGAUGCGGUCUCUCAAGUGCUCGAGUCUCUUGCUGAGGUGAGCAAAGAAGGCAAACUCCAAAAGUUUGAAGUGCCUGCUAGGAUCAAGCUGCUCCAGGAGCCAUGGACCCCUGACAGCGGCCUGUUGACAGCAGCUUUGAAGCUAAAGCGGGAUGUUGUUCGCCGAAAGUUUCAGCAGGACCUUGAUGCUCUGUAUGACUAG